CAGACACAUUGGAAGUGCGGAGCUGAAGGUGUUCACAUCUCAAGAUGGACAGAGUCUGCUGGAAGCUGAGCCUGGUCUUUCUGGUGCUGUUGGUCAGCACGUGUGUGGAGGCUUCAUUUUCAUAUCGGAUGGAAGACUUCAUCAGUGCAGUAAAGCAGGUGGAAGAUGAGGACCCUGGGUCAGAGCCGCUAGCUGUGUUGAAGAGGCUGCGGCGGGCAGCUGAGGUCAAUGACCCGUUUAUUCAGUACUUCCUUUUCAGUGAUCUCUCUGGAGUGCCUGAACUGGCUGCUAACCUUUCAGAUUACAUUAGAAAAGCUGUGCAUCACAGGGUGACAGAAGACGCCAAAGAGGAAGGGGUGGUCCUAACUCCUGAUGGUACCACUGUUGCCCUCAGACCGCUCCUCCUGGGCAUCGAGGCCGGUUUACUUGCCAAGACUCGAGGACGCGUUCGAGGUCUCUACCUACUUGCUCUGGCCAGAGAUCUGGGCCUUUCCCUCAGGCAGAGUCCAACUGUGACGCGGCGUCUGGGACCCGACGGCUGCUGGGACAACCUAAGCUCUCCUCAAGUGUUCACCCUCUCGGACAGCCCCUCCCUGCUCACCACCGCUCAAGUCAAUGGAGGCAUGGAUGGCGUCGUGCUGGGGUUGGAGGUUUCUGACAAAUCCAGACAUCCUCUCAAGCUCAGCAGUCUGCUGACAGAGUACUACUGCCACCAGCUGGAGGGUAAAGGACUGGACACCGCCCCACGCCUCAUCAGCCGACGCCGCAGGGAGAACUUCAGACAGUUGGUUGUCCCGCUGCUGCUGGCCAGACAGGUGGUGAAAUCUGUACAGCUGCAGCAGAGUCUGACAGGACAGUCAGAUAUGGAGAGGAAGGAGAAGAAGGUGCUGAUGAGAGAGGUGAAGGAGGGGAUGAAGGAGUUUGUCCAUAUGUACAUGGAUUGCCCACCCAUCGUUCCUCGGUGUAUGUGGGGUGCAAAGCCGUACAUAGGAACACCCACCAACCUCUCGCUGCCUCUCUCCUUCAUGUUCAUCCACCACACUAGCACGCCCAGCCAGCCCUGUCUGACCUUUGAGCAGUGCUCUGCAGACAUGCGCUCCAUGCAGCGUUUUCAUCAGGAGGACAGAGGCUGGGAUGACAUCGGAUACAGCUUCGUUGCGGGCUCCGACGGGAACAUCUACGAGGGCCGAGGAUGGUACUGGCAAGGAGCCCACACCCUCGGCUACAACUCUGUCGGCUACGGCGUUUCCUUCAUUGGAGACUACAGCAGCAUUCUGCCCUCUCAGCACGCCAUGGAGCUGGUGAGAGACCAGCUGGCAAGCUGUGCUAUCAUUGGCGGGCGACUCAUACCCACUUUUACCCUGAGGGGCCACAGACAGAUGGUGAACACCGCUUGCCCAGGAGAUGCUCUGUACAGUGAGAUCAAGACCUGGAAACAUUUUGGGGAUGUCCAGAAAUAAAGAGGCUGGGAUACACCAGAACAUCACACAACAAAUAUUAGACUUAUUUUUAUGGGCUGCUUUGUUGUCAUUUCUUUUUCACUCUGUGGCAUGCGUUGCAUUAAGUAAGUACCUUUUUUUGGGAUUCCAUCAGAAGAGCGAUUAAUAUGAUGAUGAAGUACAUCCAAUGCAAACUGCUGGCUUUUAAAAAAAAUUCUUCCUGAAACAGAGACUGUUGUUAAGAAAGAUUUUUCUUCAGUUAGUUUUUGAUAUUCUUCUACGUGACAUCAGCAGAAGUCAUGUAUUACAGCUGAUUUGCAUAAGUGUUCUCUGGCUGCUGACAUUGCUUGAAAUUUCUGACCGCUUCUCCAUGUGAAAUUCCUUCUGUUGCAACAUGUUUGCGGCUUUUCUUGCAUGUAUUGCCCAUUCCGAAUCCCCCACAAGAUUUCAGUGGGAUUCAGAUCUUGGGCUAUUUCACAACCCUCCAUUUCUUCUUUUUGAGCCAUUCCACGGUGGAUUCACCAGUGUCCUAAAGAUCCCUCUUCUGCUUAAACUUCCAUUUCUGGUUUAACUUUCAGACUUUUCACAUAAUUGAAUCAAUGACCAGAAGCUGCUCUCCUCUUUGCCUGUAUGUUACAUGAGAGCAUGCAAAGCCUCUACCAACUUGCUCUGGCCAGAAAUCUGAGCCUUUCCCUCAGGCUAGUUUUGGCAUACAAAGCCAUUCUCUCCGUCUUUGCAUGCUUUCCAUGCAGGCAGAAUUUUAGAAACAUGGACUUUGACAUCAACACUUACAAGAGGAAGUCCUCUGAUGACAUUUUGGGGUUGUCGUGAAGACUCCUUUUUGUUUCUUUUUUCCCAGGCAAGCCAUUUUUUUUUCUUUUUUAACAGUGAAAUUAGUCAUUUGAAAUAAUGUGGUGAUAUCUGAAUAAAAUGCCUCAUUAAACUCACAUUAAAGUCAAAUGCUUUGCUGAAGGUCUCUUCAGAGCUUGAUGUGGCAACAGCAAACACUUCAACAGCAAAAAGGACGGCAGACCGGCAAUGUCAACAGUUUAUAUAAGAAGUUUGCAAUAACAGGACCCUGGGCUGGAAUACCUGAAUGUGGAGCUGACUGAUGAUGGUAUUUUAAAAAAUAUACUUACUGGAAUCAUGGAAAUACUUCAGGUUGUUUGAUGUUUCUUUCUUUUGACUGUCACUUUUAUCUAUCCUGUUUCUGUUUCUAAAACGAUCAAGACUUUGCUUUUUCAACUAUACAGCGAAGCAUUGAUUUCCAUGAGAUGGAGUGUGUCACAUGACUGUAUACUUGUGGGUUUUAUUUUGGCAAUAAUGAUAUACUAUGUGUUAUAGAAACUGAA
This is a messenger RNA of Pundamilia nyererei, 2791 nucleotides long. RefSeq names its product N-acetylmuramoyl-L-alanine amidase-like. The coding region runs from base 45 to 1460 and encodes 471 amino acids. Gene Ontology annotation, biological process: peptidoglycan catabolic process. The record is from RefSeq and is a predicted model, not a curated record. Gene Ontology annotation, molecular function: N-acetylmuramoyl-L-alanine amidase activity; zinc ion binding. Lineage: Eukaryota; Metazoa; Chordata; Actinopteri; Cichliformes; Cichlidae. The transcript is spliced from 5 exons.